This is a messenger RNA of Cladophialophora carrionii CBS 160.54, 1707 nucleotides long. RefSeq lists its product as uncharacterized. The transcript has 3 exons. NCBI's taxonomy places the organism in Eukaryota, Fungi, Ascomycota, Eurotiomycetes, Chaetothyriales, Herpotrichiellaceae. The record is from RefSeq and is a predicted model, not a curated record. Bases 1 to 1707 code for a protein of 568 amino acids.
AUGCACAACGUGCCGGCGUUCACGCCCAGCAAGAAACUGCGCGUGGUGACCAUCGGGGCCGGGUACAGCGGCAUGAUCUUCGCGCACAAGCUGCAAUACACGUACGGGCCGGAGUUUGCGAGCCUGGUCGAGCACACCAUCUACGAGGCCAAGCCGUGCGCAGGCGGCACGUGGGUGGCCAACACGUACCCGGGCGUGCAGUGCGACGUGCCCAGCCACAUCUACGUGUUCCCGUUCGCGCCCAACCCCGAGUGGUCGCACUUUUACUCGACCGGUCCAGAAAUCCGGGAGUACUUCCAGCGGACGGUGCGCGAGUGGAACCUCGACCGCGACGUGCAGUACAACACGACGGUGGAGCGGGCGGAAUGGGACGAAGAGCGGGCGCAGUGGCGUCUAGAAGUGCGGCGGCGGGGGCAGCAGCAACACAACGACGGUGAUGCCGCCGAUGCCAACUCAAGCGAAGGCACUGACACUUCCACUGACACCCGCGUCGAAUGGGCCGACGUGCUGGUGUCGGCGCGCGGCAUCCUCAGCCACUGGCGAUGGCCCGACAUCCGCGGCCUGCACACGUACCGCGGCCACAAAGUGCACAGCGCGGCGUGGGACCACACGUUCGACUACUCGCACAAACGCAUCGGCUUGAUCGGCAACGGCAGCAGCGCGAUCCAGAUCCUGCCGGAGAUGGCACGACUCGCCAACACGAGGGUGACGUGCUUCCAGCGCACGCCGACGUGGGUGGUGUGCCGACACACGCCGGCCAAGCUGGUGGGCAGCGACGACCCCAGCCCCAACCCGGCGUACCGCGACGAGGACAAGGCGCGGUUCCGCGGCGACCCGGCCGCGCUCAAGGAGUACCGCAAGCGCAUCGUCGGCAACGUCAACCGCGGGUUCCGCAUCUUCGAAAAGGCGUCGCCCGAGCAGGCCGAGAUCCGCGCCUUCGCCACGCGCCAGAUGGCCGAGAAGCUGGGCCACGACCCGCGCCUGUGCGCCAUGCUGAUCCCGGACUUCGAGGUCGGCUGUCGCCGCGUGACCCCCGGCAACGGCUACCUCGAGGCCUUUACGCGGGACAACGUCGCCCUCACGCAGAGCCACAUCGACUACGUCGACGAACGUGGCAUCCGCACGAUGGACGGCCAGUACUACGAGCUGGACGUCAUCAUCUGCGCCACGGGCUUUGACGUGUCGAAUGUGCCGCCGUUCCCCAUCGUCGGCCGCAACGGCACCGAUCUGCGCGACAAGUGGAGGUAUGAACCAGAGUCGUACCUGUCCGUCGCCUGUCCCGAAAUGCCCAACUUCUUCAUGUUCAUGGGCCCCAACGCCACCAUCGGCCACGGCUCGCUGAUCUACAGCCUCGACUGGACGGCCGAGUGGAUCGUGCAGUGGCUGCGAAAGCUGGCGAGGGAGGACAUCGCGUCCGUGGCCCCCAAGCAAGACGUCGUCGACGAGCUGGUGCGCUACGGCGAUGAAGUCAUGAAGACGCUGACCUGGACGGGGAAUUGCCGAUCAUGGUACAAGAACAACCGCAUCGACGGGCGCGUGACGGCCACGUUCGCCGGCAGCGCCAUGCUCUUCCGCGAAAUGGUCGAGACGAUCCGGCCCGAGGAUUUCGACCUGCGGUAUCGCUCGAGGAAUCGCUUCCGCUUCAUGGGGAAUGGCUUCACCAAGUUUGAGCUGACUGACGGGGUCGAUCUCGCGUGGUACGUAUGA